Molecule: messenger RNA, 4474 nt
Organism: Gadus morhua (Atlantic cod)
Lineage: Eukaryota; Metazoa; Chordata; Actinopteri; Gadiformes; Gadidae
Gene: musk
Product: muscle, skeletal, receptor tyrosine kinase
Exons: 17
Coding region: 239-3520 (1093 amino acids)
Biological process (GO): multicellular organism development; positive regulation of kinase activity; cell surface receptor protein tyrosine kinase signaling pathway
Cellular component (GO): plasma membrane; signaling receptor complex
Molecular function (GO): Wnt-protein binding; ATP binding; transmembrane receptor protein tyrosine kinase activity
Source: RefSeq, a predicted model, not a curated record
CGCUCUCUCACUCUCUUUACUGAGUGCUGUGACGGAAGGUUUUUAUCUCCUCAGGAUCAUAGCAGAGUUCUGGACUGAAACUUCCUACAACCAGACAGAACCAGUUAGAACUAGCUAGAACCAUACAGAACCAGGUAGAACCAUACAGAACCAGACACAACUAUAGAUAACCAGUUUAAACCAGCUACAAAACGGACAUAACCAGUUAUAAACAGACAAAAAGAAAGAACCAGCUAGGAUGAAGACGAGAGGAAGUCUUAAUAUCUACUUCCUGUUGAUACUAGUGGACUGCGGCUACGCCAUUCAGAAAGCGCCUCGCAUCAUCACGCUACUGGAGACGGUGGACGUCCUAUUGGACCACAACGCCUCCUUUAUCUGUGAAGUGGAGUCCCGCCCCCCUGCGGACAUCACCUGGACCAGGAACAACCAGCCAAUCCUGUACUAUGACCACCGGUACUCCACCAGGGAGGGCGGUCAGAUGCUGCACAUCAGCCAGGCGAGGGAGGCCGACAACGGGGAGUUCUGCUGCAUCGCGUCCAACGGCAUUGGACAGCCUGCCCACAGCUGUGGAGCCCUGCAGCUCAAGAUGAGACCUCAGAUCAAACGUCCUCCCACCAACCUCACUCUCCUGCUGGAGUCCAAGGCCUUGUUGCCCUGUGUCACCCUGGGCAACCCAAAGCCUGACAUCACCUGGCUCAAAGACGAUGAGCUGGUCCAGGUGAGCAGCCGCGUGUCCAUCUUGGACUACGGCUCACUGAAGAUCCACAACCUGCAGAGGGAAGACGCUGGUCAAUACCGCUGCGUCGCCAGGAACAGCUUUGGCAUGGCCUUCUCCAAACCAGUCUCCAUACUGGUCCAGGCUCCAGCCAGGAUCCUGCGGGUGCCAGAGGAUCAGCGUGUUGCGUACGGAGCCCAGGUGUCUCUGGAGUGUCACGCCACGGGGAACCCUGUCCCCUCCAUCAGCUGGCUGGAGAACGGAGACACGGUGUCAGGAGCCUCAGUAGAGGAGACAAUGGUGGGGGAGGUGGUGAUGUCAAUUGUCAAGGUAACGGUGACCAGACCAGCGCUCUACACAUGUCUGGCGACCAACAGACAUAACUCUGGAGCGAACACCGCCAAGGUCACCGCCAAGGUCACUGUCGCAGAGUGGAGGCUGUACAAAGGGACCUCAGGGUACUGCAGUGUGUACCGGGGCAGCGCGUGUCGCAGCGUCCUGCCAGAUGAUUUGCUCGUCUUCUUUAACUCCUCCCAAUCGGACCCCGAGGGCGCGCAGGACUUCCUGGUUCAGAGCUGGUGGGCGGAGCUAGAGACCCUGAGCAUGCUCUGUAGGCCUGUUGCUCGCUCCCUCCUCUGCCACCUCUCCUUCCCAGACUGCAACCCUACUGGACUCGGCCCCGCCCCCAAACCACUCUGCAGGGAGCACUGCGAGGCGGUGAGGGGUCUGUACUGCCAGAAGGACCUCCUGGGGAGACCUCAGGGUCUCUACACCCCCCUGAACCCCCAGACCCCCCAGGCCCCUCAGACCCUCCACACCCACAACCAUCUGCUGAGCAGCUGCCAGGACCUGCCCAGCCUGGACACCGACCCUGACGCCUGCACACACCUCGCCUUCCCCGAUGUGAAUGAAGAUCAGGUGACCACCACGUGCUACAAGGACAGAGGCCGGUUCUACGCAGGUCAAAUCAACUCCACGGUCUCUGCCGUGCCCUGCCAGGCCUGGAGCCAGCAGGCCCCCCACCAGCACUUCCUCUCUGCAGUGGUCCCUGAGUUGAGGAGGUCAGAGAACCAGUGCAGGAACCCUGGAGGGGCCCGAGAGCGGCCCUGGUGCUACACCAGCCAGCCCUCACUACGCUGGGAGUACUGCCCCGUCCCCCGCUGCGGACACACAGAGACAGUGGUGAACACAGAGCUGGUUCCCCAGCAGACGGCGGUGGUUCCUUCAUCCUCGGUCUCUCCAGCGUACUCCAUGUCCAUCAUCAUCAUCCUCCUCAGUACCCUGGCCGUCACAGCCUUCUUCUCCAUCAUCAUCCUCGGCUGCAGACGUCACAGGAAGCAGUGGAGGAACAGGAAGCGGGAGUUGGAGACCCCGGCUCUGAGCGCACUGCCCUCUGACCUCCUGCUGGACCGUCUCCAUGCCAACCCCAUGUACCAGCGUCUCCCCCUGCUCCUCAACUCAAAGCUGCUGGCGCUGGAGUUCCCCCGCAACAACAUCCAGUACGUCAGGGACAUCGGCGAGGGCGCCUUCGGACGAGUCUUCCAGGCCAGGGCUCCAGGUCUGUUACCCAUGGAAACCUUCACCAUGGUAGCGGUGAAGAUGCUGAAGGAGGAGGCGUCGUCGGACAUGCAGAAGGACUUCCAGAGGGAGGCAGCUCUCAUGGCCCAGUUCCUUCACCCGAACAUUGUGCAGCUGCUAGGUGUGUGUGCGGUGGGGAAGCCCAUGUGUCUGAUGUUUGAGUACAUGGCUCAGGGGGACCUCAACGAGUUCCUGCGCCGCCGCUCCCCCAGCCGCUCCGUGCGGACGCUGAGCCGAGCCAGCCUAUCGGGACGCAGCUUCUCCUCGGAGCUGGAGGCGGGGAUCCUCUGCUGCUCCGAGCAGCUGUCCAUCUCCCAGCAGGUCGCCGCGGGGAUGGCCUACCUCUCCGAGAGGAAGUUCGUCCACCGCGACCUCGCCACGCGGAACUGCCUGGUGGGCGAGGACAUGACGGUGAAGAUCGCCGACUUCGGCCUGUCCAGGAACAUCUACUCGGCCGACUACUACAAGGCGGACGAGAACGACGCCAUCCCCAUCCGGUGGAUGCCCCCGGAGUCCAUCUUCUACAACCGCUACACCAGCGAGUCGGACGUGUGGGCGUACGGCGUGGUGCUGUGGGAGGUGUUCUCCCAGGGCAUGCAGCCCUACUACGGCAUGGCCCACGAGGAGGUCAUCUACUACGUACGGGACGGACACAUCCUGGGCUGCCCCGAGAACUGCCCCCUGGAGCUGUACAGCCUGAUGAGGCUGUGCUGGAGCACGCAGCCCUCCGACCGGCCCAGCUUCUGCAGCAUCCACCGCAUCCUGCAGCGCAUGCACGCCAACGUGCAGCCGGGCUCACCCUGCACACACCGAGACGCGGCCGACACACACUCAAACACUCUCAGCAUGCACCACACCGUGCACCCCAACACACCCGGUACCCACCGAGGCGUGUCCGACAUACACUCAAACACACCGAAUACACACUCAAACACGCUCAGCAUGCAGCCAGAUUUGCGAAACGCACACCCAAGGUGUGUGUCGCCCAACACACCCAAAGAAACGCCCAGCAUGGCCCAAAACAUACCUUACAUGUACCAGGACAUGCCCCCCAUACCCCAAAACAUACCUUACAUGUACCAGGACAUGCCCAACACACCCCAAAACAUACCUUACAUGUACCAGGACACGCCCACCAUGCCCCAGAACAUACCGAACAUGUACCAGGAACACACCAACACAAACAACUUAGCCAUCAUAGAGACAGAGCUGGAGCCCGAAUGCUAGAACUUUUUCUCCCCCCGCCCCUUUCUCGCUGAAGGAGGAAGUGAGGAGGAGGAGGGAAAUUUGUGUUCCGACCCUAGAAUUCGCGAUGACGCUAUAAUUGCAGAAGUACAUGAAAUACUCCAUCAGCAGAGACCAGUUCACAUUCAGCGACAACUUUCAGACCUGCCACCAGAUGGAACAUCUGGAACUAUCAGCACAUCUGGAACCAUCAGAGAACAUCUGGAACCAUCAGAGAACAUCUGGAACUAUCAGAAAACAUCUGGAAUUUUCAGAUGAACACGUGGAACCAUCAGAGAUCAUCUGGAACCAGAUUGGUCAGUGGCAUUCACCGGUGGUUAAUGGAUAACUUGGGACUUAUUUUCACAUCCCUUGUGGUCUAGGGGUCCUGACACACGGGGCGGCCGAUCAGCCGUCUGACAGUGUAGGGCCGUCAGUGAGUGUCUGUGGCCCUGGUGUCAUCACUGUGUCCCACACCGUUUGCACGGGUCUGCCCCUUCUCUGAUGUUUUUUGGCUGAUUCAGCAUGUUGAAUGAGGUCUGGAGAGAAAGGACUCAGCAUGGCUGUUCAGCUUUAGCAAAUCAAUGCACGAGAAGAGAAACAGAAUUUAGCAAAGCGACGACUUCAUCAACAGGGCACAGAGAAGAAGAUGGUCUAAUUUCCAUUUCAUCAAUCAUUCAUCAUCUUCACAUGUUCUCACUUAGAAGUACACUUAACCGAUGCUAAAACGUGGUCAUUGGGUCUCUAAAUCACUGGCCGUGUUUUUCCUGAGACAGUGUUAUAGCGGGAAUCUACUUAUUUCACAUUGUUUUGCCUAAAAAGGCAAUGUUUAUAUUCCUUGUUUUAAUUACAGUGUAUCCAGAACCAAACACAUUCACGCAGGGCAAUGUUGUUACAGGAAGUACUACAUUACUAAAUGAAAUAAGCUUGGACAUAAAAAUGAAAUGCUCAAAAGUA